CUGUGUCCUUAUCUUGGUAUCAUUUUUAUGUUUGAGAAACAAUAACUUUCGAUGCCAGCAAGAGAUACUUAAAUUCGAAUUUGAAACGAUUGUUAAGCGCGGGAAAGAAUCGAGAAUCGAUAUUUGAAAAAUUCAAACAAGAAAUAUAACCUACAAAUUAAGUGGUGAUUUAAAAUGUUUUAUACCCGCUUACAAGCUCGGUAGCGUAACGUUCCUGGUUAAUAAAAAAGGCAAAAAAUGUCUGCGACGAAACAGGUAAAGCAAAAUGCUCACGGCGAGCCUAAAGAGAAAAAGAGGAAAGAGAGUAUCCUUGAUCUUUCGAAAUAUUUGGAGAAAAACAUUAGAGUGAAAUUUGCUGGAGGAAGGGAAGCUGCAGGUAUUUUGAAAGGCUACGAUCCCCUUCUCAAUUUGGUAUUAGACAAUACUACGGAAUACCUCAGAGAUCCUGAUGAUCCAUACAAAUUGAAUCAAGAUACUCGUAUGUUAGGCUUGGUUGUAUGUAGAGGUACGUCUGUGGUACUCAUAUGCCCGGUAGAUGGAAUGGAGUCUAUUCAAAAUCCUUUUAUACAACAGGAAGGUUAAACAAAUUUGUUUUUAUAAAUCAAGGUUCAAUAAGAAGUAUAAGCUUGCAAGGAACCUGAUUUAUAAACUGUAAUAUUUGGAUGAAUUUGUUAUAAUAAAACUAGAAGUAAUUUUUUUAUGUUAUAAAUUA
Osmia bicornis bicornis is the source of this 712-nucleotide messenger RNA. RefSeq names its product U6 snRNA-associated Sm-like protein LSm7 (gene LSm7). Gene Ontology annotation, cellular component: catalytic step 2 spliceosome; U12-type spliceosomal complex; U2-type prespliceosome. Gene Ontology annotation, molecular function: RNA binding. Gene Ontology annotation, biological process: nuclear-transcribed mRNA catabolic process; mRNA splicing, via spliceosome. The record is from RefSeq and is a predicted model, not a curated record. The transcript has 4 exons. NCBI's taxonomy places the organism in Eukaryota, Metazoa, Arthropoda, Insecta, Hymenoptera, Megachilidae. Bases 238 to 582 code for a protein of 114 amino acids.